Molecule: messenger RNA, 1582 nt
Organism: Pollicipes pollicipes
Lineage: Eukaryota; Metazoa; Arthropoda; Thecostraca; Pollicipedomorpha; Pollicipedidae
Exons: 1
Coding region: 165-1349 (394 amino acids)
Biological process (GO): phosphatidylinositol phosphate biosynthetic process; intracellular signal transduction
Cellular component (GO): phosphatidylinositol 3-kinase complex
Molecular function (GO): 1-phosphatidylinositol-3-kinase regulator activity
Source: RefSeq, a predicted model, not a curated record
GUGAGAACGCCGGCGAAGGCCGUGCGGCGCGGGCGGCCGGUCGGCCGCGGCGCCGCCGACCGGCAGUCGCCGCUCGCCCGCGGAGAGAGGCGGACGUGCAGCCGAGACGAGCGCGAUCGAGGCAUGCGAACAGCCCCAGCGGAGGUGAUAGAACAGCCAGCGUGAUGCUGUCAUCAGUGCAGAGUGGGUUCGAGAUGGGCCCUGGCGGCCGGCCGGGCCGAGACAAGAAACGUGCCGCCGCUGCCGCCGCUGCCGCCGCCGCCGCCGCCGCCGCCGCGUGCGCGUCCGACUUUUACCGGUAUGACUGGGAAGACGACGCUGGCGGUGACGCGCUGGCAGACGAGCGGUGCGGCGGCGGCGUGGCGGCGGCGCUGGAGCCGGAGCGUCCUCGCUACCUCUGGGAGCACAUCCCACCGCGGCUGGCGCCCGCCGCCAGCGACGCCGACCUCCUCGGACUCGCCGGCGACGAGGAUGACGCGCUGGACGCGCCCGACGCCGAACUCGAGACUUCGCCCGAGCUGCGCUGGUGGUCGCUGCCACCGCGCGGCCCGAGCGCCGAGCGCAACCGUGUCAGCGUCAGCAUCAACAGCGGCGCGGGGCACGGCGCCGAGAAGGAGCGGCGGCCGCUGCACCACAGCGGCGGCUGCCUGGCCGGCACCGGCGGGCCGCAGAUCGCCAUCGCGCUGCCGACGGCCGAGCCGAGCGGCCGCAUUCAGCUGGAAAUCAGCGGGUGCCAGGCGGCCGUGACAGUGAGCGUGCAGGCGCACUGCGAGCCGGCCAAGGCGCGCCCGCGCCGGCCGCGCCUCGAGCCGCCGCCGCCGGCCGAGCCGGUCGAGCCCGUCGAGGACGACCGCAGGGUGCUGGCGCGCGCGCUCGGCUUCUUGCGAGAGAGCGGCUGGUACUACGGCACGCUCAGCUGGCAGCAGGCCGAGCUCUGCCUGCAGGGCGCCGCCGAGGGCACGUUCCUCGCGCGGGACUCGCUCAACCACAAGUUCGCGUUCGCGUUAAGUGUGCAGACGGCGCGCGGGCCGACGAGCGUGCGUGUGCAGCUGGUGCGUGGCCGCUUCCGGCUGGACGCGCGGGACGACCUGCUGUCCAGCACGCCGACGUUCGCCGACAUCAACGCGUUGGUGGAACAUUACGGCCGGUGUGGCAUCGUCACCCUGGACGGCACGCCGCAGCUGACCAUGCGGCUGGGCCGGCCGCUGCGCCGCCAGGUGCCCAGCCUGCAGCAUUGCUGUCGGCUGGCUCUGAACACGGCCGCCGCCGCCGGGGACGCGCGCCGGCCGGACGGCGCGCUGCCCGCCUCCCUCGAGACGUACCUAGACCAGUAUCCGUACAGCCGGUAACGCCGCUGCCGCCCAGUUCCUGACCAAGACCAAAUAUAGCUAUGUUGCGUGGCGCGCGCGCGCUCUGUUGCGCUGUUGCGCCGGGUGCGGCCUCGCCGCCGGGAGCCGCUCUCCCCCGUUGGGAUGGCGGAACGAUUUUGCCGCGCGACCGUUUUUGUUUAUUUACGAGAGCGUUAAUGUGCAGUGUAUUUUAUAUGAGACGCGUCAGAGAAAUAUAGUAUUUUGUAUUAUUA